AUGGAACAUAGGGAUGUCUUAUACAUUAUUAUGCUUUUGACAGAAAUCUGAAAAAUGUUAGAAAGUCCAAAAUCCAGCAAGACCUCUGCACUAAGUGCCAAAGGCUCAGUAAAGAAACUUAAAGGAGAAACCAAAGCUAAAGGAUCAGCCAAAGGCAAGCGAAAACAGCUUGGUAAAAAAGAUGAGGAAGAGGACAUAUCUAUGGCUAGCAUAGGCCACCCAGAGAUCUUUCCAUUAGUUUUCACUGAAAAGACACAGGAAAUUUUAAAUUGUCGAAUUAAUGAAGAUAUCACAGAAGAAAAACCUUACAAACUUCUGAAAAAAGAGGACAUAAUUCAGGAUAUGAAGACAAGAGCUGCAGUCUCCGAUUUCCACCCAGUCAAAAAAAUAGUCCUAGAAUAUCCAGGGGAAGAACUUCUGAUAGUUUUAGAUACAGAGUUCAAAUAUGGACAGAACUUUUAUCUUGUUGCAACCGAAGAGGCCAAGGAAAGCUUUUUAAAUCCUCCAGAGGCAGUGGAAGAAGAAGGAGAGACUAAAGAAGGAACGACAGAGGAAUACGUUUAUAAGCCUCCUGUCCGCAAACCUUGGGUCUCCCUUGGCAGUGAAAAGGAAAUUGAAGAAGAAUCAGUUAAUGAAUCUCUUAGAAAGAUUAAAUAUAUGAUUUCUCGAGUGCGCAGAGAGUUUGGUUCAAAGGUCAAAUUUACUGAUAGAAAUGCUUCAAGUGUGAAAGAUGGCUACAUUGAAUGUACAUCCUAUCAGGAUAAAAAUUUCAGCAUUAUGAAACUUGAAAAAGAUGUUGGUGCACAAGUCGUUCCAAAAGUAAGGGAAAUGAGUACUCAAACAAAGUGGACCUAUCCAAGAAAUGCAGCCACACAGUACUUUCCUAGAGAGUUCUCAGGUGAAGAAAAAGAGCUGUGUUUGUCAUCUGAGGAUCUGAAAGAAUUUAUUAUCUCAGUGUUUUUAAGAGUGGAAAUAGCAUUGCAGCAAAAUGAAAUUAUGAAUGCCUUUUUUGAUGACUGGAAAGCAUUAGCAGAAGAUGAAAGUGCCUUUGGUGGCAAGUCAGAUGCUUACCUUAAGGAAUACCAAUCGUUUACAGACCUGCACUAUCUGAAGCAUAGAACAGUUAGCUGUGUUUGCUGGCAUCCAACCAUUUAUGGGAUUAUAGCAGUGUCAGUAACAGAGCGGCUUUCUUAUGAAGAACGCAUUACCCAAUCUGGUAAACUGUUGUUGCAGAAGUCACCAAUUCUUUUUUGGAGUUUCUCUGACCCUAUUCACCCUCAGUUAAUGCUGGAGUGCCCUGAAGACGUCUACUGCUUUGAAUUCUGUCCAUCUGAUCCCAAUAUCAUUGCUGGAGGCUGCAUGAAUGGACAGGUUGUACUGUGGGACAUUUCUGAGUAUGAAGAAAAGCUGCAGAAUGCUAAAACUGGUGCUGGUGGAAGCAAGAACACUGCUGUUAAUAUGCCAACGUUUAUACAAGCACAACAAAGUGGUAAGGAACCACAUUUUGUGAGAUAUUGUGCAGUCUCUUCUAUAGAAUAUGGCCAUAAAACAGUAAUAACAGAUAUACACUGGCUGCCAGACUAUUUUGAGGUGAAUAGAAUUAAAAUGAUUUUUAAGCAUACGAAGAGCAAUAAUCUACAAUCUCUGGUUUUGUGGAGCUCCCUAUUAUUUUGGGAUCUUCGAGCCCCCAAAACUACUAUUCAGAAUUCAACUGAGAAGGCAAAAGAUGAGAAGGCUAUUGAGGCUCCCCCUGAUGUGCCGACUACUUUUAAACAUCUGGAUCUCUCCUGGAGACCUCUCAUUAAGGCAAACCUAUCCAAGAGCGACACAAGUGGAGACUAUAGUCCUACUAAAAUUAGCCUAGUGGAAGAGCAUUUCCAUUACAAAAUGCAAGAUAAGAUGCAAUACCAAAUCAAACCAGAAACGUUUGGAGACGAAAAUCCUUAUAAGCAGUUAAGGGUCCCUUCAGCCAAACCUCUUAAGAUACUGGAGAAUAUCGCCACCAACUUUUUUGUUGGAACUGAAGAUGGUGAAGUUAUUUAUUCCGACUGGAAGAUGGAAAGAGAGAGCGACUCAGGAAGGCUGAUUAGUCAGAAACCAGCUAACAAAUACACCAUCCAUGAUGGAAUUGUCCAUACUAUACAAAGAUCUCCAUUUUUCAAAGACAUCAUUCUUAGUGUUGGAGGCUGGAAUUUUGCCAUAUGGAAAGAAGGUGUUACAAGCGGCCCAAUCCUUCAAUCAUGCUGCUCAUCAAAAAGAUAUACUGUAGGACAUUGGUCCUUAUCAAGAGCAGGAGUUUUCUUCAUUGGUAGAGAAGAUGGAAAUAUUGAUAUUUGGGACCUACUGGAGAAAACACAUGAGCCAUCCCAGACCCAGAACAUCUCUAUAUCAAUGAUCACCUGCAUCAAACCCUGGAUUGUCUCUUCAAAGCAGCACUUUUUAGCCAUAUCUGACGACUUUGGAACACUGCAUGUUUUAGAAAUCUCUUGGACAUUAAGUCGCCCUUCCAGUAAUGAGCGUGCCAGUGUUCUUCAUUACUUUGAGAGAGAGGUCAAACAUCUGGAUUAUUUUGAACAGCGGCAAGAAUUCCGAGCCAAAGAAAGAAAGGAAUUGGAGCUGGAGAAACAGAGGAAGAAGACAAAAGUGGCUGGUGGACAGAAAUCAAGAGAACAAAUGGAGGAGCAGAUGAAUAUAAAUUAUGUCGAUUUUCUGGAUGAAGAGAAGAAGAUCCUGACAGGACUUGGGCUAUUGAAAGCAACAGAUAGAUUUGCCUAGAACAGAACAGAACAAGCAUAUUGGCAAAUGUGCAUUUUUUUUUCAGGAUAGGUUAUAUUGCUUUCUUGGGAAACCUGUAUAUAUUUAAUUAGCAGCAUCUUUAGUAUGAGAACUGUAAAUAUAAAGCAUAUCACACCUAGGCAACAUUAUCUCACUAGCUUUAUUAAGAUGUUUGCUCACAGCAGCAGGCAAGAGAACACUUGAUUUGUGAUAUUCCUGCAUGGCCAUUCAUUAAUGAAUAUAGUUACAAAUUAGUCAUCUCCUGGUUUAAUGGCAUUAUUUUAAGUUGUCCUACUUAUUUAUUGUUACAAUGCGCCUAUCCAGUGCUG
This is a messenger RNA of Terrapene triunguis (Three-toed box turtle), 3104 nucleotides long. It is a transcript of the gene DNAI3, whose product is annotated as WD repeat domain 63. Gene Ontology annotation, biological process: inner dynein arm assembly; cilium movement involved in cell motility. NCBI's taxonomy places the organism in Eukaryota, Metazoa, Chordata, Testudines, Emydidae. Gene Ontology annotation, molecular function: dynein heavy chain binding; dynein light chain binding. The transcript is spliced from 24 exons. The record is from RefSeq and is a predicted model, not a curated record. Gene Ontology annotation, cellular component: inner dynein arm.